AUGCUCCUAAGGAAUACAUUUGGUUGCGAAGGUGGUGGUGCACUAGUACCAACGCGGGGAGAUUCACCUUCACCUAGACCUUUCUUUCACCAUGUAAGAGGGGAUUUGUAUAUAAAAGCUCUCUUCUGGGUAGCAAAGGCAUCAGAGACCACAAUUUCACUCACAUACCUUCCUUACUCGACCGACAAACAACUAGCGUAUCGAAACAACACCUUGUUUAGAAUCAACAUGAGAUCAUUAGUGAUUUUGGUCCUGGUAGCCGUGCUGGCUAUAUCCCGCGUCUCGUGCAGAGAGCCUAAGGGGGACAAACGAUCGUCGAGACUACCGUUCAAAGGGAAGCGCGGGAUCGUCGAGUAUUCCGGAGGAUCGUCUUACAACUCUCCUCUCAUAAGCUCCGGAUACGCCGGCGGAUACUCGUUGGGCCAUUCUUCGGGUAUCCAAAGUUUAGGAGGCGGCUCGAUGGGAUACUCCCUAGGAUCCGGAGGACUGGGCCACAAUUUCGGGGCCCAGGUUCAAGGGAUCGCGUUGGGAGGGCAGCACUUCGGAGGGCAAUCGUACUCCUCGCCCGGCCUCGGCUCCCUCGGCGGCGGAGGAGGUCUGUUCAGCCCGCCGUCCAAGAACGGGCCGGUCACCUUUGGCAUCCACGGAGGAGGUGGUUCUUCGUCUUCGGCCGGCUACUCGGCCCCGGUCUACGCGACAUCCGGUGUCCACGGAUUGUCGGCGUACGGCUCUCCUCAUCAAGGGAUCAGCCUUUCGUCGAUGUUGGGAUCCGGCCACAGCUCCGGCUACAGUCUACCGGCUUCGUCCCUCGGCACGGGUCACACCCUGUCGAUCCACUCCAUCUCACCGGGUUACGCGGCCAGCGGGGGUUUGGUAAUCGAUUCCAGCGCUCUUGGAAAAGGAUCCUCGAGCUACAGCCUCCCAGUCUCCUCCUCCUCCUCCUCCUCCUCCCACGGAGGUUCGUCCCUGAGCAGCUACCAGUCCGGUAGCUCGUCCUCGGGUUACUCUAUCCCGAUAUCCUCGGGAUCCUCUGCCCUUCACUCCGGUUCCUCAGCUAGCUACUCUCUGCCGGUCUCGUCUGGAUCGUCCAUAGGGGGACACAUAAGCCUCUCUGGCGGAUCCUCCUCCGACAGCUACUCCCUUCCCGCCUCGUCCAUCUCCACCUCGCACCCUUACGUAUCAUCCGACACCUCGUCCUCCUCCUCCUCCUCCUCCUCCUCCUCGAGAGGUACCAGCUACUCGAAUCCAUCCUAUUCCUCGCCCGCUUCCGGUUAUUCCGGAUCUAUCUCCAGCUACUCGAGCCCUACCUAUUCCAGCUCAGGUUAUUCCAGCGCGUCGAGCAGCUAUUCCCCUGCCUACUCGGCUCCCUCGACGUCGUACGGCACCCCGAUGGAGUCACACGGCUCGUACUCGAAUCUGGCGCCCAGAUACGUCGAGUAUCCCGGCUCGAAGAGCUACGAAGAUUCCACGAGCAACAAAUACGACACGAUUUCGUAUUCAAGUCCAAGUGGGAAAUAUUAA
Apis laboriosa (Himalayan honeybee) is the source of this 1521-nucleotide messenger RNA. RefSeq lists its product as uncharacterized. NCBI's taxonomy places the organism in Eukaryota, Metazoa, Arthropoda, Insecta, Hymenoptera, Apidae. The record is from RefSeq and is a predicted model, not a curated record.